AUGGAUGAAGCUCUGAGAUUUCUUAGUGAGAUGGAAAGUGCUGGUUUAAUACCAGAUCAUGUGAUGUAUUCUAUCUUCAAUCAUGGUCUUUGCAAGAUGGGAGAAGAACAAAAGGUCGUCCAGCUUUAUAAGGAGACGUGUCUGAAGAAAAUCACCACAGAUUAUGUUCUACAUCGAUCUAUUCUAUUAGGACUAUGCGAGAAAGGGGCAGUAUCAGAGGCAAGAAGUUAUUUUGAUAAAGUGGCAAAUAGUGACUUGUGUUUCUGUAAAGGUCGAUAUCUGGAAAGAGCAUUUGAGUUACAUAACAACAUGUUACUACAUAAUCUUUGGCCUAAUCAUAUAACUUAUAACAUUCUCGUGGUUAUGAAAGGGCUAUGCAGGCAAGGGAAGCUAAAAGAAUCUAUUCAGGUUCUCAGGAAAAUGAUAGCUAUGGAAGGGUGCCCACUUGGAAAAUCACGCUUACGAUGGCUUAAGAUACAUUUAGCAAAUUUAUAUGGUGGUGGUGUGGACAUAUUAUCUUAUGAAGGGAAAAUAGCAUUUGCUGAAAACCAUCGGGAAGAUAUCUUUGAUUCUACAGAUAGGCCUCUUGAGGGGAAGCGCUGGUGA
Fraxinus pennsylvanica is the source of this 606-nucleotide messenger RNA. NCBI's taxonomy places the organism in Eukaryota, Viridiplantae, Streptophyta, Magnoliopsida, Lamiales, Oleaceae. The record is from the annotation of a GenBank genome assembly.